UUGCAUCAGUCGAGAAUUUCCCCUUUCAGCCAUCCGCGUUCCGGCGCGUCUCGGCGCGUUCCGUCGGGCAAUUCAAUCCUCCAUCUACAUCAUUCUAUUUCUACUCCCCAUAAACAAUCCCAACGUACCUGCCACUGGUCAAUUCAACCACUACUAUAAUCAAAAACCAACUCCUGGAAUCUGUAUCAAUGGUCAAUGGGCAAAAAGAGAAAGAGACCCGUCAAGGACGGUCAAACCCGCCCCGCCGGUCUGUCCCAGCCAUCCUCAUCCACCACGGCUCCUGAAACCGCCGUCGGGUCUGGAAACAAUGAGGCGGUCUCGAAAAUCUCGGGCGAUUCUUCCCGGCUCCUGUCGCAUCCUGUUCUGUCGCUGUACUACAAUCGCGUUGUCUCUUUGAGACAGUACCUUCUGGGCCAGAUUCCUGUGGCUUCUAGGUCGAGGCGUAGGAGGAUCGCCUCUAUCGGCUGUAGGACUACCGGGGGUAGUCAGGUGGGCAGCAACAGCAGCAACAGCAGCAGCAACAGCGAUAAUAAUGGGCUUGCGGCUUUCUUAGAUACGACCCUUGUGGGUGUGUUGAAAGAGACACCUCCUACGAUUAGCCGGGAGCGACAGCGGGAUCUGGUCGCCUUCUCCCAGUCGCAGUCGCAGUCGAAAUCUCAACUCUCGACUUCUGAUAGCGGGUCAUCUUGUGCGCAAGCAGAGAUAGUCGACUUCGUCAUCACCGUUCUAUUCAACCGCAAUGGCAUCUCGUAUCGAAAGCCCCAGCACCUGCUGACCCAUGGGUACCAGCGUGCCACCGCAUUUCUGCCCCCGGGGAACAAUACCGCUCCCGCGUGCAGUAUACCUGGCCUUGUGGCGCGGUUCCCAAAUCAAAAUGUUGUGGCGCUCAAGCAGGCACCCUGGACGGAGGUUCUUGGCCUUUUGGGGAGUAAUGGGGAUGAGAUUAUGUUGAGGCUUUUGCUGGAUUGUGGUGUGUUUGUGUCGAUUGAUACUUGGAAGGGGAUCUAUAACCAAGUUAGCGGUCUCCCGCUGUCUGAUCUCGACCCUGUAGAGAAACAGACAGAGGCAAAUGAGGUGGUGAAUCCUGGUCUGCAGGGUGAUGCCGCGCCAGCUGCCACCGGGAAACAGCCACCCACGGCAAAAACAAGUAAAGCAGCACCAGUGUCGCCUGUACAGCGACCAAACAGUGUUGUAUUCCUUCGUCGACGCAUGCUCUACGCUCGUCCGAAGCUGACUUCCAAGGGGAAGAUCGACUCCGGCUUGACAAGUCUGCACGUCCUGAACCGAUACCAAAACACAGACUCACUCGAAGAGACGGUGCACAUCUUGAAGUAUAUCUUCCCCAGACAGUUCGGCCUCCACAAUGUGUUCACUUCGCACGUUGGCCGUGAAACGGCCCUGCCCUUCACGGACUACUCCGCUCGCGAAGACGAGAUCGCUCGACUAGAGAAUCAGAAACAGAUUCGGAAUCCGCGACUGAAACUCAACAGCGUCUGCGAAGAGGGUCACAGCGCUGAAAGUCCUCCCAAGGUGCCGAAAAGGCUGCGAGGCGAAGCCGUGGCGCUAGCUCAGCAGAUGCGGAACCGUCACAAACGGUGCUCGUAUCUACAUCUGCUAAAUUAUUAUUGCCCGGAAGAGGUAUGUCUAAAACCCUGCUUUCUACGGCUGAGGCUGACUUACUCAGGGGACCGGCCCAUGGUCUCUCGGGCCUGUCAACUCCCAAGACAGUGAACUGUCAUCGUCGACGACAGAGCCCUUAAUCACCCAGCCACAUGCUGCACCCGCACAAACCCCUGACGAUACACUCCCGGAUCUUCAAACCAACCCACUGCCAAACACAGCAGUCCCAAACCCAAAGCCCACCCUCACCGAC
This is a messenger RNA of Aspergillus campestris IBT 28561, 1873 nucleotides long. RefSeq names its product telomerase reverse transcriptase. The record is from RefSeq and is a predicted model, not a curated record. NCBI's taxonomy places the organism in Eukaryota, Fungi, Ascomycota, Eurotiomycetes, Eurotiales, Aspergillaceae. The transcript is spliced from 4 exons. Gene Ontology annotation, molecular function: telomeric repeat DNA binding; telomerase RNA binding. Gene Ontology annotation, cellular component: telomerase catalytic core complex. Gene Ontology annotation, biological process: telomere maintenance via telomerase. The coding region runs from base 196 to 1731 and encodes 511 amino acids.